UUACCUGGAACAGAGACAGGCAGGCAGCAGGCCUUCAUCGCAGAGAGGACAGCAGCACCUGAGAUUGACGGCGGGGCAGCGCGCGGGCCCUUCCCUUCGGAGCACUCAGCGUGAGAGAUGGGGAGGCAGCCGUGCUGCGACAAGGUUGGCGUGAAGAAGGGCCCGUGGACGGCGGAGGAGGACCAGAAGCUCGUCGGCUUCCUCCUCACCCACGGUCACUGCUGCUGGCGCGUCGUCCCCAAGCUCGCAGGGUUGCUGAGGUGCGGGAAGAGCUGCAGGCUGCGGUGGACCAACUACCUGAGGCCGGACCUCAAGAGGGGCCUGCUCUCCGACGACGAGGAGAGGCUCGUCAUCGACCUGCACGCGCAGCUCGGGAACAGGUGGUCCAAGAUCGCGGCGCAGCUACCGGGCAGGACGGACAACGAGAUCAAGAACCACUGGAACACACACAUCCGCAAGAAGCUCGUCCGGAUGGGGAUCGACCCCGUCACCCACCUGCCGUUGCAGGAACCGCCGGCUCCUGCUCCUGCUCCCGCCGAGCAGCAGGAGCAGAGCCACAGGCAGCAAGAAGAACUGCAACUGCAAGAGCUGCAGAACGGCCGCGAGCUUAUCAUGCAGGAGGGCGCGGGGGAAGACGAUAUCACGCCGAUGAUCCAGCCGCACGAGAUCAUGCCGACGGCGGCAGCGGCAAGCAACUGCGGCUCUGUUUCCUCUGCCCACGCCGGCUCCGCGUCCGUGGUCUCGCCGUCCUGCUCCUCCUCGGCGGUGUCCGGCGUGGAGUGGCCGGAGCCCAUGUACCUGCUCGGCAUGGAUGGCAUCAUGGACGCCGACUGGGGCAGCCUCUUCCCCGACACUGGCGCUGGCGGCGGCGGCGGCGGCUUCGACUUGGGCGUCGAUCCGUUCGACCAGUACCCGGGCGGUGGCUUCGACCAAGAAGACGACCACAGAAUAUGACAUCGGCCUAGCAAUGCACAUAGAUUCGCCGCUUCUCCUUCCAUCUCGCUCAGCACAUCAGCGCCGUAGCCUCCAUGUUUUCUUAAUAGCUCUCCAGGGUCCAGUGCUGAUAAACAAGAACUGACAAAUUCGGGUGCGGAAA
Messenger RNA from Zea mays, 1096 nucleotides. RefSeq lists its product as uncharacterized. The record is from RefSeq and is marked provisional. Lineage: Eukaryota; Viridiplantae; Streptophyta; Magnoliopsida; Poales; Poaceae. The coding region runs from base 118 to 954 and encodes 278 amino acids. The transcript is spliced from 3 exons.